Molecule: messenger RNA, 1455 nt
Organism: Cylindrotheca closterium
Lineage: Eukaryota; Bacillariophyta; Bacillariophyceae; Bacillariales; Bacillariaceae
Source: the annotation of a GenBank genome assembly
AUGAUGAUGAGAGAUGCUGUUGCCCAUGCCCUGAUUGAGGACUUGGCGGCUGGCAAGCUUGUUGAAAAAUCUGAGUUUCAGCUGACAGAAGAGCAAAAGAAUGUCAGGAUUCCUGGCUAUCUGAUCUAUCUGGCUGGUUUGAUUGCCAAGCCAUCAUCUCCGUCUGGUAACACAUACACAACAGAUGAUGCAGGUGUGGCAAUAUCAUUGACAACGCGAGACAAUGAACAGUUUGAAUCUUUACAAAAGACCUUUGCUAAUUUCAAUAAGAAUGAAAUGCCCAUAUUUCGUCUCAGUCCAAGGCUCUGUCCAACAGAAGAUCAGCUCACUUCGAUUCAGACAGACUUUGAACGAAAAAAACAAGAGCUCGAGAAGAAUGCAAGCAAGGCUGCCGAAGACUUGUUGUCAGCGGAAAUCCUAAACAAUCGGAAUGAGGAUACAAAACCUAUUGAUGCUAAUGUGAAGAGCAAAACGAAGAAGAAGAAAAAGAAGACAACCAACACUUCCAAUUCGAUAAAAAAUGCAGUCGCAGAUUCGAAUUCUCAUGAAGGGAACCUUCCUCCUCCGACCUCAGCGCAAGAUCAAUCUACAUCUACGUCUGCAGCGACCUUGGAGCAAAUUCUAUCGCAAAUUCAAACUGAAACGACAUCGUCCGUGAUCGAAGAAGAUGCUGAUCCAUCAUCAUGGAUUCCAGUAUCCACCAAGAGCAAAGAAUACAAGAAGAUUGGUAACCGACAAAAUGAACACAAUAGUGCCAAGGUGGAACCCCCCAGCCGCAAGAAUGGCGAGAUAGAUCAGUUGGAUACCUCACAUCAAGCAGUGGACGUCACUAAUGAUUCAGAUGGUGCCGAAACGCCUCCGCUCGGCACCAAGGGCCUGUCGGACACAUCUUCAAUGGAGGAUCAAUUCUCGUCUACUAAUAAGCAGGAUACACUUGCGACCAAAACAGCAACGAAUACCGGUGAAGUACGAAGGGUGAAGAACGAAACAGGUGUUUUGGAUAUAGCUGAAUCAGCCUCAUUCUCAACUUCCAUUGAAGCACUACAAGAAAGGAUCCGAUUGUUGGAACAGGCUGUAAAGGCAAAAGAUGGAGAGCUCAAACAAGAGAAGCAAGCAAAUAUCAAGGCUCUUUGCCAGAAACAGCAGCAGUUUGAUGAUCAAGUUCAAGCACUUCAACUACGACUUUAUAUUAGCGAGACUCGACUCAAGACCUUCGAAGAAGCACUGGAACAACAUGUUCAAGCGGUUGCUAGCAACGUGUCAACAUCAAUCGAAUGUACUAGCGAUACUAGCGGAAGAAGCAUUCUUCAUCAAUAUUCAUCACGGAAGGAAUGGCCCAUAAGGGCUUCGAAGAGCAAUCAAACAAAGGACAAGGACUCACCAUCACCACUCAUAUCGAGACUACUAAGCCGUCAGAGUAAAAUGAGCGAUGAUGUGCCGUCAACCGGAUCAUGA